AUGGCUGCAACCACGUCUGAGCCCCCUUAUCCACCACCCGGUGAUGUUGAGGGUGCACCAAGUGCUGUCAUCGAGACAAUAUCUCCCGACUCAGAGCCUGAGUCAGAGUUAGAGUUGCAUGCUGACUAUGGUACAUACAUUUCUAUGAAGAAUCUGGAGGAUCCCCACCUGGUACAAGUCACUGCCAUCUCCAGCACCCCCCUUCUCAACCUCACAUCCCAAGCGCCUAAGGAGCCUGACACUAUCUAUUCUGCUACACCCUAUCCUUCACAAUUCCCAUAUUCAGCUCAGUCACCUGAACUGUGUGGCAAAAUUCAUGUCAGGAACACAAUCUACACGAUCACAAGGAUCCUAUUUGCGAGUCGCGGCCUUGUUAGUUGUGGAACUGUCUGCUACUUGGUCUCUUUGGAUGAUAAGGAAUUCAUCAUCAAAGACCAUUGGGUUCAGGGUAAGGAGGAUCAGGUGAUGUUGAAUGAGAUCAAAAUGUUGAAGCGUAUAUCUGGCGUCCCUGGUGUUCCUGAGUUGGUGGAUUGGUGGGUGAUUGAAAGGUCAAAUGGAGAAUCCAAUGUGACCAGUGUAGAAACAACAAUACCGAGAGGAACAAAUGAUGCUCCUGACUGUAUCUAA
This is a messenger RNA of Suillus fuscotomentosus, 627 nucleotides long. RefSeq lists its product as uncharacterized. Lineage: Eukaryota; Fungi; Basidiomycota; Agaricomycetes; Boletales; Suillaceae. The record is from RefSeq and is a predicted model, not a curated record. Bases 1 to 627 code for a protein of 208 amino acids. The transcript has a single exon.